Sungouiella intermedia is the source of this 1446-nucleotide messenger RNA. The record is from the annotation of a GenBank genome assembly. Lineage: Eukaryota; Fungi; Ascomycota; Pichiomycetes; Serinales; Metschnikowiaceae.
AUGGGUAAUAAAGUGUUUGCACAACCGUUGGCUCCGCUAACACGCUUGGCUGGACCCGUUGUAAAACCCGUACUCAGGCCCAUCUUUAGGGCCGUCUUGAAAUCACCCCAAUCCAGAGUCUUAUUCAAGACCUAUCUCAAAUACUUCAACGCCCGAGUGGUAUCACUGUCCCUACGUGCAUUCAUCUUUGCCUACAUCUACAUUGUAUUGCCCAAGAUCAUCAGUACAAUCUUCCGGCUUAGUAGAAGCAAGAAGUAUCAUGAGAUCAUCCCACGGAUCUGGAAACUGAUCAGAGCAGCUUUCAGAGGUGAAAAGUUCCCUGCGUUGGCGGGCCAAUUGCUGCUUCGUAUCAAUAUCAUGGAGCCCAUAUUUUUCUACUUCUUGAAACGCUCUGGGUUAUUGUCUACACGGGCAAACUUGGCUGUCAGCACGUUUUUGGCCAGCUUCAUUGCUUCCCUCACCACUUUCCCCAGAUUUCAGAAACAUGUGGUGUCUUAUGGCCGCCACAAUUCUUUAGAUUUGACGUUGUUGAUAGCGACCCGUGCGGUAGACACAACGUUGUCGUCGGCAUUGCUGGGACUCGGAGGUGGCUCUUACGCGUCUCUUGGAGAUGGUGCCCUUUUUAUAGCCUCCUCCACACUAAUCAUGUACUCAUGGUUCUUUCACCCCGAGAGAUUACCGCCAGCUUACCGAAACUGGAUCACCCAGGCAGCCAAUAUGGACGACGACAUCGUUUCCUUGCUCAAGCAGAUCAAAGAGAAGAAGGUCAAGUAUGGAGAGCCUGGGCCAGGCGAUGAGAUGAUGGAACGCUAUUGUGCGAGAUAUGGAAGAGACCCUAGAGAAGGCUCAUUGGUAACCAAUGUUCCUUUGUCUUGCGAGGCUGUGCACGCAUUUAAGACCAAGAAUUGCGAGCUUCAUGCGUUGUGGAGAUUUGUACGUGGCUUCCAGUUUGCUUUUAAGCUAUACGGAGGUAUCAACUUGUUCAUGUUGAUGUUUCCUCGAAGAAAUACUACCUUUGUUUCUCGUCUUUUGCGCUCGUUGAAGUCGUCCAUCCGUUCUUCAUGUUUCCUUGGUUCAUUCAUCUUUUUAAAUUGGUACGGUGUCUGUUUGGCCAGAACGAGAUUGCUCCCGAAGCUCUUCCCGAAUGUUCCUCCUGAACGUUGGGAUGAUACCAUUUGUGUUGCAUCCGGCUGUUUCUUAAGUGGAUUCAGUUGUUUCGUUGAUACCCCACAGCGGAGAAAAGAGUUGGCCCUUUUCGUUGCUCCUAGAGGCGUGGGAACGCUAGUUUCCGCUGAGCCAACCCCACGCAAUUUGAGAAUUGAGAGCGUUGUGUUUGCCAUCAGCAUGGCUAUUUUAGUUGCAUACUCGAGACGAGAUGCACGCAAAGUGAGAGGAAUCUUUGGAAAAGGUUUGGACCAGGUAUUCAGUAUUUCGUCCUAUGUGUGA